Molecule: messenger RNA, 3772 nt
Organism: Carica papaya (papaya)
Lineage: Eukaryota; Viridiplantae; Streptophyta; Magnoliopsida; Brassicales; Caricaceae
Source: RefSeq, a predicted model, not a curated record
AGCCGCCGCCAGCCGCUGUGCCGUCUCGCGUCUCUUUGCUGCGCGACCGCUUGGACUGGGUGCUUAUGGUCGUUGGAUCUCUCGCCGCGGCUGCCCAUGGGACUGCUCUCGUUGUGUACUUGCACUACUUUGCAAAGAUCGUUCAGGUCCUUGGCAUCGGCUCUGGGCCUUCCACAGAGAGAUCGGAGGAGCAAUUCGAACGAUUCAUGGAGCUUGCUUUAAUAAUUGUCUAUAUAGCUGUGGGCGUUUUUGUUGCUGGUUGGAUUGAGGUUUCGUGCUGGAUAUUGACCGGAGAACGGCAGACUGCUGUCAUCAGGUCAAGAUAUGUACAAGUACUGCUGAACCAGGAUAUGAGUUUCUUCGAUACCUAUGGUAACAAUGGGGACAUUGUGAGCCAAGUCUUGAGCGAUGUGCUGCUCAUUCAGUCUGCUCUUAGCGAAAAAGUUGGGAAUUAUAUCCAUAACAUGGCUACAUUUUUUAGUGGUCUUGUUAUUGGAUUUGUCAACUGCUGGCAAAUUGCACUUAUAACAUUAGCCACUGGUCCAUUCAUUGUUGCUGCUGGAGGCAUAUCAAACAUUUUUCUUCACAGGCUUGCAGAGAAUAUUCAAGAUGCAUAUGCUGAAGCAGCUAGCAUUGCUGAACAGGCAGUGUCAUAUAUUAGGACUUUGUAUGCAUUUACAAAUGAAACUUUGGCCAAAUAUUCUUAUGCUACCUCACUUCAAGCAACUUUGAGAUAUGGUAUAAUGAUUAGUCUUGUGCAAGGACUUGGGCUUGGAUUUACGUAUGGGCUUGCGAUAUGUUCUUGUGCGCUACAACUCUGGGUUGGAAGGUUCCUGGUUACUCAUCACAAAGUUCAUGGUGGUGAAAUCAUAACAGCCCUAUUUGCUGUAAUUUUAAGUGGCCUGGGGCUUAAUCAAGCAGCAACAAACUUCUAUUCAUUUGAUCAAGGGCGAAUUGCUGCCUAUAGACUCUUUGAGAUGAUAAGUCGUUCAUCCUCUGCAGCUAAUCAGGAGGGAAUCACCCUAUCUUCUGUGCAAGGAAAUAUUGAGUUUCGAAAUGUGUAUUUCAGCUAUUUGUCCCGACCUGAAAUCCCUAUCUUGAGUGGAUUUUACCUUACUGUACCGGCUAAAAGAGCUGUUGCUCUUGUUGGUAGAAACGGCUCGGGAAAAAGCAGCAUCAUCCCGCUUAUGGAGCGAUUUUAUGAUCCUACAUUAGGUAGUUUGGCCAUGUUACCUAAACUUGAUGUUCAGUCUGCAAAAAGGCAGAAAUCUAAUGGUUCAGAUCCUGAAUCUCCUAUAUCACCACUUUUGACAUCUGAUCCUAAAAAUGAACGUUCUCAUUCACAGACAUUUAGUCGUCCCCAUAGUCACUCUGAUGAUGUUCCUGUGAAAGUUAGGGAAGUGAAAGGUGCACGGAAUAAGGAAGCACCAUCAUUUUGGAGGCUAGCAGAGCUUAGUUUUGCAGAAUGGCUUUAUGCUGUGUUAGGAAGCAUUGGUGCUGCUAUCUUUGGUUCUUUCAAUCCACUUCUAGCUUAUGUUAUUUCUUUGAUAGUAACAGCAUAUUAUCGGGGAGAGGAGCGACAUCACUUGCAGCAGGAAGUAGAUAAAUGGUGCUUGAUCAUCGCAUGCAUGGGGUUAGUGACGGUUGUUGCUAAUUUUUUGCAACACUUCUACUUUGGUAUUAUGGGAGAGAAAAUGACAGAAAGAGUACGGAGAAUGAUGUUCUCAGCUAUGCUGCGUAAUGAAGUUGGAUGGUUUGAUGAAGAAGAGAAUAGUGCUGACACAUUAUCAAUGCGCCUGGCUAAUGAUGCUACAUUUGUGCGAGCUGCUUUUAGUACCGGCUUUCAUAUUUAUACAGGACAAAAUUCUGGCUUGCUGGAUUUUCAAGGGGUAUCCAUUCUUUCACAAAAGAAAGCCUCGUUGGUCCUUGAGGAUGCAGUUAGAAACAUUUACACAGUAGUUGCAUUCUGUGCUGGCAACAAGGUAAUGGAGCUCUACAGAUUGCAGUUAAAGAUAAUAUUCAGGCAGAGCUUUUUACAUGGAAUGGCGAUUGGGUUUGCAUUUGGCUUUUCUCAGUUUCUUCUUUUUGCCUGCAAUGCUCUACUCCUUUGGUAUACAGCAAUUUCUGUUAAAAAUGGCCACACAAAUCUUCCUACAGCUCUCAAGGAGUAUAUGGUUUUUUCUUUUGCAACAUUUGCACUGGUGGAGCCUUUUGGUUUAGCCCCAUAUAUACUAAAACGACGCAAGUCCCUUACUUCAGUCUUUGAAAUCAUAGAUCGAGUGCCUAGGAUUGAACCUGAUGAUAACUCAGCAUUGAAGCCCCCUAAUGUUUAUGGAAGCAUUGAGUUGAAAAAUGUUGACUUCUGUUACCCAACUCGUCUGGAGGUGUUGGUAUUGAGUAAUUUCAGUCUCAAAGUUAAUGGGGGACAAACAGUAGCUGUGGUGGGAGUUUCUGGGUCUGGGAAGAGUACCAUUAUAUCUUUGAUUGAGAGAUUUUAUGAUCCAGUUGCUGGUCAGGUUCUACUGGAUGGACGAGAUUUAAAACUAUAUAACCUGAGAUGGUUGAGGAAUCACUUGGGUCUUGUUCAGCAGGAGCCAAUUAUGUUCUCUACGACCAUCAGGGAAAAUAUUAUAUAUGCUAGGCAUAAUGCUAGUGAAGCUGAGAUGAAAGAGGCUGCUAGAAUAGCAAAUGCACACCAUUUCAUAAGCAGCCUGCCUCAUGGUUAUGAUACUCAUGUUGGUAUGAGAGGUGUGGAUCUAACCCCAGGACAGAAGCAGAGGAUUGCUAUUGCUAGGGUGGUGUUGAAAAAUGCUCCCAUCCUGUUACUGGACGAAGCCAGCUCAUCAAUUGAAUCUGAGUCAAGCCGGGUGGUGCAGGAGGCUCUUGAUACUUUGAUAAUGGGGAAUAAAACAACCAUUCUGAUAGCCCAUAGAGCAGCAAUGAUGAGGCAUGUUGACAACAUUGUAGUGCUCAAUGGAGGUCGAAUUGUGGAGGAAGGGACUCAUGAUUCUUUAGUGGCAAAGAACGGCUUGUAUGUCCGUUUGAUGCAGCCCCAUUUUGGAAAGGGUUUGCGUCAGCAUCGGUUGGUGUAGGUUGGCCUUGUAGUUGCUUGGAACUUACAUUUGGUUCCUUGUAUAGUACCCAUAUACUCUUUCUGAAGUUCUGGAAAUGUUGACAUUUGACACCAGAUGUGUCAUCUAGAGUAUAUAUUGAUCAAGUUUCUAGCUUCCAGAACCUGCAAGGGGUAAUGAAAUUGAGAUGAGACAUGUAAGAAUAUCGAUACUGGUUGGAUGGAGAUGCAGAAAGCAGCAAGAGGAGAUGCAUUGUUAGUCGUAGGUCUUAGAAGAAGGGAUUUUGGGGUCUAGUUGGCCGUUGUUGGUUAGACGCAUAUUCUUUUUGGGGGCAAGCAUCAUUAGAUUGGGUUGUGCUGUCUCCAAUGGUAUAUUGAUUUGUUUAAGCAGUAACAGGGUGAUGAUAAUUCUUGUUCAACUAAGGUGUGCUUUUUUGUUUUCCCCUCUCUCUACAGUUUUCUGUCCUUUUCCUGUAUUUUAAUGUGAUCUCUCUCUCACCGAUCUUAGUUAUGAAUGUUUGUUGUAUAUUUUUGAUAAUGUGAAACUAAACAACUGAAGAAAGUUUAGAAGAGGAAAGUAAGGGAGGCUGUUUGUUGUAACUUUUUUGUAAAUAUGUACUCAGGAUAAUUUACAAGCUGUUUACCAAAAACCAGGUAGUUUUGAUGCUUAAAUAUAAUCCCAUAGAGUGAUUGCUUUUGAAA